This is a messenger RNA of Misgurnus anguillicaudatus (oriental weatherfish), 1886 nucleotides long. The record is from RefSeq and is a predicted model, not a curated record. NCBI's taxonomy places the organism in Eukaryota, Metazoa, Chordata, Actinopteri, Cypriniformes, Cobitidae.
AUGACGUCAUUCACAUCUAAUUCUAUCAUCCAGGAGGUGAAGAACACCAAAGACAUUGUGGCAAGGUACAAACUGGCACUAGAGGCUUUCAAAAAGGGGAGCUCUAUGAAAGCUGCCUUUGAGAGCAUGGGACUUGACCGAGCUACCAUUGCCCACACAGCAGUAGUUGCUGAACUAAAAAUUGCUGCUCCUGAGGCCUUUGACACCAUCCCUCCAUGGAAUGAGCAUGUGAAGGAUGUCACCAAAAAGCUUCUGAAGGCACUGGAGGAUCCGGCGGAGGAAGACCCCGCGACUCCGGCCAUCACCUCGCCGCCGCGCUCGCCCGAAUCCGGGCCGUCGACCUCGCGGGCCACGGAGGCGGAACACCUGGGAGAGAGAAGCCCCGCUCACUUUCCGGACCACGUGGCGGUUCUGAACGAGCUCCUGGAGUCCUACAGGCGGCACCAGGAGGGACCUGCUCCGUCACGCAAGUUGAAGGAGAACGUGAGCGGGAAGGUGUUCCGAAUAAGAUCGUUCAUGGCCCAUAUGGCGGAGGGCCAGGGCAGGCUCCAGACACUGGCGUUCUUAGACAACCCCGAAAGGAUCCAGAGGUACGUCACGCUCCCUCUCUCUGCCGUCGGCGUGUCGCCAUUAACCAGUUCUUUGUGUGUUCGCAGGUGGGUCGGCAACCUAGGGAAGUCAAAAAUCACGGCCACGACGGUAAACCACUACCUGAAGAACGUGGCCCAGUUCUUGGACUUCCUGGCCGAGACCCCUCCGAAGACCUGCCGGCUGUCUAAGAAUGCCAUGACGAGGGCCCGACGGGAGGUCAGGAUGCUGCUCCGGUCGAUGAAGCGGCCAGUGACGAUGCACCAGAUGGAGGUGAAGGAGGUGAAAGAGGGUCAACUCAUCUCCAAGCAGGUGCUUCGUCGCUGCAACGCGGAGGCCAAAAAGGCGAUCCCGCGGAUCCUCGACAAGCUGGAGAAGGACCUCUGCCAGAAGACCCAAUACAGCUUCUACGGGCACUUGACGGCCUUCUUCGCCUCCAUCUACGGGCACAGGUGUGGGGUAUUUCAAAACCUGACGAUCACGGAGGUGGAGAAGGCCGUCAAAUCGUCCAGCACCGGGGCAUACCUGAUUAACGUCAAGUUCCACAAGACGAAUCAGGCCUUCGGCCCGGCCCAGCUGUCGGCAACGGAAGAGGAGUACGGGUGGCUGCGAAGGUUCCUGGCCCUCAGGAACCGCCUGGUCGGCGGCAAGACGGCAACAUAUUUUUUUUACAUCGACAAUUAUUUUCAGGGGGCCUGGGUGUCGAUGGGGCUUCCCGGAAAGCCCAACUUUACAGACCUACGGACCUCCAUCGCGACCCAUGCCAAGAACAGCCACAGCCCGGACAACCGGCGGAAGGUGGCGCAGUUCAUGUGCCACGACACCUCCACGGCCGACAAGUUUUAUGCCAUGAAUCUUAAUUCUAGGCAGGCCGUGGAGCACCGUCGGAUGUUCGAGCAGGCGCUGUUGGGCGAGGAUGGGUCGCCGGAGAAGGCGGCCGGCUCGGAGGUAGGUACCAAACGAAAGGUCAAGACUCAGGGCGGCCGGAGCGGGAAGCGCGCCGGGGCGAAGGAGGCCUCGCCGUCUGAGUCGACGUCGAGCAGCAGCUCCGAGGAAGAGGAGAAGGUCCCUCUCCAGGAGUCUGGGGUGUCCACCCUCGACUCUCCAUCGAGCUUGGAAACCUACCCCACCCACCUGGAAAGCCCGGACCGAUCGCCAUCGUCCUCCUCUUCCUCUGUCGUGUCUCCGUCGACCCGGGGCUCUCCGGAGGCGGGCUCUCCGGAGCUGUCCGUCCCUGAGCGCGCGACCGCCCGGGACUCCCCCGGCUCCUAGCUGGACAUCCCCCCGCCAGCUGUCCC